Papilio polytes (common Mormon) is the source of this 2533-nucleotide messenger RNA. Its product is annotated as lipoma-preferred partner homolog. Gene Ontology annotation, biological process: cell-cell adhesion. The coding region runs from base 652 to 2019 and encodes 455 amino acids. The transcript has a single exon. The record is from RefSeq and is a predicted model, not a curated record. NCBI's taxonomy places the organism in Eukaryota, Metazoa, Arthropoda, Insecta, Lepidoptera, Papilionidae. Gene Ontology annotation, cellular component: stress fiber; focal adhesion.
AUCAGCAUACUGGAAUCGACUAAAAAUAUCGAUAAGAGAACACCGCAUCCGUAGAAAUAGAAGAACCGUUGUAAUGUAUAAUGUUUUGAGUGUAUUUUUCUCUCAUGUGAACAUUAAAAUAAAGAAAUUAUAAUGAUAAGUGAGCUUUCGUGAUUUGCAAUUCGGAAACCGAUUAUCAGAAUCAGUGAUGCGAAUCACACACACACAAUCAUAUUUAUUGUGAAUAGGAAAUAUGGAUCAAUACAACCUUGCAACUUGCAUUAUCCGUUACGAGGAUAGGUUACGACCGUAUAGAGUAAUGCUAUGUUCACAUUUGGCCAGUACAGUUGGAAUGUCGCGCAGGUUGGACAUGGAUUGCUCGGACUCAUUGGUGCUAGUUAGUAUUCAAACUACGCCAGUCAAAAGGACAGUCAAGUGACAGUGACAGAGUGACAGUCAAGGCUAAGUGUAAACCAGGCAUAAAAUGUGAUGACAUUGACAUGCAGUUUGCAGUGCCAGAAGAUAAGUGUUUUAUAGGUAUUUCAUACUUGAAAGUGUUAUUUUCUCUUUGCAUUUCUUUGUUUCUAUUAACUUUAUAGUUCAGUGUUUCUUGCUUAAGUUUAGAAAAGGUAGGAAAGUUUUCAAAUGAGAAAUUAUCCUAAAUAUUAAAACAUGUCGAGAUUAGACAAUAUCGAUGCCUUAGAUAGGCAAUUAGCUGACUUACAAAUGAGUAACACACCAGGGAAAGUUAAGAAGAUACCACCAGCUGUGCCGCCAAAAAAGAAGGCGCAACCGCAAGUUCCACAUAGUGCCGUAGUGAAUACACUGCGUGAACCUUCUUAUUCUACAAAAAUCUCACCUGUUUUAAAUAAUAAUGCCCCGACAUACAGUAACAUAUUUUCCUCUAACGUGAGACCGCCGAAUAAAGAUUACGCAAACGUGAAUCAUCAAUCUUCAUACAAGGCAAAUGCACAAGUGAAAAGCAACAUUCCAACAUACAGUAAUGUCCCUGGUUAUACAAGUAGUCUGAACAAACCACUGCCUCCCCCUCCGCCGCCGCUACCACCACCACAUUUAUCAAAACCUAUCUUGUAUACAACACCAGCCUUUGAGAAUAACACUGAAGAGUAUUUACCUCCACCAUCUCCGGUGAGUUCUAACUACAGUGAAUUAAUGAGGGCAACAGCUAACCUUAACUAUAACCAGGAGAGGCCUUCAUACCCUCCUAUAUACCAAAAUGAAUAUCCAGAAUAUGGAGUGUCUCAGGCUUCAACUUAUGAAUCACUAUAUGAGCCUAUAAAUCUUCAUACUCAAGGAAGAGUCAGUAACACACCAAUAUCAAAAACUAAGUCUCCUUUACCGAAAGAGGAAGAAGUUGAUGCACUAACUAAUCUUCUUGUGCAAUCCAUUUCUGAUAGUCAAGAUUUAGAUAUUUUUGGUAUUUGCAUUAAGUGUGAUGAGAAAGUGGUCGGUGAAAGCUCUGGAUGCACAGCAAUGGGUAAUAUGUAUCAUGUAAAAUGCUUUUGUUGUCAUCAAUGCAACACUAAUUUACAAGGAAAGCCUUUUUAUGCAGUGGAAGGCAAGCCAUACUGUGAAGCAGAUUACUAUGAGACAUUGGAAAAAUGCUCCGUUUGCAACAAGCCUAUUCUUGAUAGAAUUCUAAGAGCUACGGGUAAACCAUACCAUCCAACAUGUUUUACAUGUGUGGUGUGUGGUAAAAGUCUUGAUGGAAUACCAUUUACAGUUGAUGCCACCAAUCAGAUACAUUGCAUUGAAGAUUUCCAAUUGAAAUUUGCUCCUCGUUGCUGCGUUUGUGAAUUGCCAAUCAUGCCAGAAGAAGGAGAGGAGGAGACUGUACGAGUUGUUGCAUUGGACCGCAGUUUCCAUGUUCGUUGCUACAGAUGUGAGGACUGUGGUCUGAUGUUGUCUUCUGAGGCAAAGGGCCAUGGCUGCUAUCCUCUUGAUGGGCACAUUCUAUGCAAAACAUGCAAUGCUCAUCGCAUCCGUCAUCUGACAAAAGUAAUGACUACAGACCUUUAAUUGCAUAUUAAUUCAUUUUUAAAAACAUAUAACAUUUACAUAUAUGCGUAUGACUUUUAUGAUUAUUUUAUUACAUAUGAUAUUCUUUAUCAUAUUAUUAUAUGCAAGCAUAUUAUUCACUUAGUUUUGUAAGAAAUAUUUAUUUACAAGUAACAAUAUAAUAAACUGUAUUGCUAAUAAAUAGCUAUAUGAAGACAUUAUUUUUUGAGAUAUUUACAAUGUAUACAACUUGAGUAUAGAAUCAAGCCAUAUUAAAAUACUACUGUGAAAAUAAUUGUUCCUAUGAGGUAAUUUGAAAUUUUAGCUUUUUGUGUCCUUAAGACUGAAAUUAUAUGAAAAGCAUAAAUCAACUGUUCUUAUCCCAAGAUGGCAACUAAAAUAUGUGAUUGAUUUACAAAAGUGUUUAAGUGCAUUAUGAAUGCGGUAAUUUAAGAGCCUUAUAUUUGUAUAUGUAGAAACAAAACAUGGCUGUUGUGUUAAUUUAUUUUUUAAUAAAUAUUUAUAAUAAAAUGCA